This is a messenger RNA of Temnothorax curvispinosus, 8578 nucleotides long. RefSeq names its product homeodomain-interacting protein kinase 2 (gene Hipk). Gene Ontology annotation, cellular component: nucleus; cytoplasm. The coding region runs from base 295 to 4338 and encodes 1347 amino acids. The transcript is spliced from 18 exons. Gene Ontology annotation, biological process: peptidyl-threonine phosphorylation; peptidyl-serine phosphorylation. Gene Ontology annotation, molecular function: protein serine/threonine kinase activity; protein tyrosine kinase activity; ATP binding. Lineage: Eukaryota; Metazoa; Arthropoda; Insecta; Hymenoptera; Formicidae. The record is from RefSeq and is a predicted model, not a curated record.
AACGCGCCGCCGCCGUCGUCGUCGUCGUCGUCGCCGUCGCUCCUCUCUCAGUCGCUCUCGCCGGGGGCCACCGCACCGAAGGCGUCCGCGCGACGAGCCAGACCAGCCGCUACGCAAGAUGGCUGUAUGUCGCUGACGGGAGGCCGACAAACCGGACAGGGGUACAGACAGCCCGCGGAUAAGCGGAACAUGCGGCUACGUGACCGUCGGGCCCGUCCCUGAAGAGAGAGACACUGGCCAAGAAGCGAGAGGUGAGCGAGGGAGUGUGUCUACGCCAAUGUUUGCGUGCGAGGAAUGUGUGACAUGUUCAUCCAAACACAGCAGACGAGUAGCGUCAACGGCAGCAGCAGCAGCAGCAGCAGCAGCAGCAGUAACAACACCGUUCACCACCACAGCAAGAAGCGCAAGUUGGAUUACAACGUGAGCCAGCCGGUGAUCCAGCACGCAUUGGUCCAAUCGACCAGCGACUACCAAUUGGACAAUACCGGUCUACAACAACGGUACUCCGUGAACGGUGCUAAUACCGCGUUUAGCUCGCUGCACAACAAUAAUGCGCUGCAGAAGAGUAGCCCGAACCAGCAGACCCUGGUACGAGCCUCGACGAUCAAGCUCUUAGAUACGUACCAGCGCUGUGGCCAGAAGAGAAAAACUUGGUCGAGGGAAGGUAAUGGUGACGAUCUGGCAGUCCACUCCGCCCACGCGAAUGUGGUGGGUUGUACUGUAGUGUCGCAGCACCAUACCCAACAGCAACAGCAGCUGCAACAACAACAGCAGCAACAGCAUAGCAAGCAGGCAAGCAUGACGGCGCAUAGCAAGCAAGUGGCCAACGCGGCCAACGGCGGCGGCAGUAGCAAUCCCCAGGGCGACGGGGAUUAUCACUUGGUGCAGCACGAAGUUCUCUACUCCAUGACCAACCAGUAUGAGGUCCUCGAGUUUCUCGGCAGAGGUACUUUCGGGCAGGUCGUGAAAUGUUGGAAAAAAGGAACAAGCGACAUAGUAGCCAUCAAAAUUCUAAAGAACCAUCCAUCGUAUGCGCGCCAAGGUCAGAUUGAGGUCUCCAUCCUGUCUCGACUUAGUCAGGAAAAUGCGGAUGAGUUCAAUUUCGUGCGCGCCUACGAGUGCUUCCAGCACAAGUCACAUACCUGCUUGGUAUUCGAAAUGCUAGAGCAAAACCUCUACGAUUUCUUGAAACAGAAUAAAUUUUCACCCCUACCUCUCAAAUACAUCAGGCCCAUUCUCCAGCAGGUAUUGACUGCGCUAUUGAAACUGAAGCAAUUAGGAUUGAUACACGCCGACUUGAAACCAGAGAAUAUUAUGCUGGUUGAUCCAAUGCGUCAGCCGUAUCGAGUGAAAGUCAUCGAUUUUGGAUCUGCCUCGCAUGUGUCAAAAGCCGUCUGUAACACCUACCUGCAAUCACGAUACUACCGCGCACCCGAGAUCAUACUGGGACUUCCGUAUUGUGAAGCGAUAGAUAUGUGGUCACUCGGCUGUGUGGUUGCAGAAUUGUUUCUAGGAUGGCCUUUAUACCCUGGCAGCUCCGAGUACGAUCAAAUUCGAUAUAUAAGUCAAACGCAGGGCCUACCGACGGAGCAUAUGCUGAACAACGCCAGCAAAACAACAAAAUUCUUUUACCGGGAUAUGGACAGUACAUAUCCAUUUUGGCGAUUGAAAACACCGGAAGAACACGAGGCAGAGACUGGUAUCAAAUCCAAGGAAGCAAGAAAAUAUAUUUUUAAUUGCCUUGACGAUAUCGGUCAGGUUAAUGUACCGACUGACUUAGACGGUGGUCAACUCUUGCCAGAGAAAGCGGACAGGAGAGAGUUUAUUGACCUUUUGAAGAGAAUGCUUACAAUGGACCAGGUAGUGACAUCGGAGCGCCGUAUAACACCCGGCGAGGCACUGAACCACGCGUUUGUUACUCUAUCACAUCUAGUCGAUUACGCGCAUUGUAACAACGUCAAAGCUUCCGUCCAGAUGAUGGAGGUUUGCAGGCGCGCGGGAGAUUUCACUGCGAGUCCUGCGCAUCAUCAGGCUCCGCCGGCGCCUCAGCCACCUCCACCAACGUCUUUAGUAGCCAAUUUUGUACCGACUACUAACGGCAGUGCGGUGACUCUCACCUUUAACAAUCAAUUGUCUAAUCAAGUGCAGCGAUUAGUCAGAGAACACCGUACCGCGCAAACAGGAUAUGACAGUCUGUACCAAAUAUAUAGCAACAGCAGUCGACGGGCGACACAAUAUAGCGGUUCGUCUAGUGGAUCCAACAGCGGACGGAGUGGCGUGCACGAUUUUCCGCAUCAACUGGUACCCGGCAUAUUGUGUCCACCGCAUGGCUAUCAGACUAUGCCAAGUCCUGCGAAGCACGUAGUUGUUGCUCAACCACCGCAACCGCAACAAGCACCUUUGCAGAUACAAUCGUCCAUUAUAUCGCAACAAGCUGUGGCCGCGGCGGCUGCAGCUGCCCAGCAACAAUAUGCUGCAGUUCCCGUGUCUAUGGUCGAGACUGGUCGGCAAAUGUUGCUUACCAAUGCUGUACAGACAUCUUGGCCUGCUGGAAGCCGUCAGAUGGCUGCGAUCGUACCAUCGUGGCAGCAGUUACCACCGCAGCAUAUUCAGCAACCACUGCUUAGCGAUACUGGAGAUUGGGGAAGGCCUCUUAUCGUCGAUAGUUCUGCUAUUCUACAGGAUCAGCGGCCGGUAUUUCCUGUCACGGAAGUUUACAAUGCUAGUGCACUCGUCGAACAUCCAUCGCAGAGCUGGGGCAAGCGCACUGUCACUAAACAUCACCAGCAUCAUGUGACGGUACCUCAGCAGACUCAGCAUAGACAUGAACACAAGAAAGAGACGCAACAACUGAGUCCAGUGAAGAAACGAGUCAAGGAGAGCACACCGCCAAGUAGCAUGCGACGACACUCGCCGUCGAGCAGCCAUUGGCAAGAGCAGCCGGUGCAGUCUCAUCAUCACAGUAGCAAACACAGUAGUAGUCAUAACGUGGAACAUCAGCCAGUCGCAACCGUGCGACAGCAGACCAUUACGAUUGAUGAUACGCCUUCGCCAGCCGUUUCCGUUAUCACAAUCAGUGAUAGUGAAGAUGAGACACCUGGAAAAUGCUGUGGAGACCGUCAGUGCAGCGCCUGUCAAAGUUUGGCAACUCGCCUGUCGGGCGACGGACGACCUGUCCGUGAAGAAGUCAUACGAAGUACUCAAUCGACGCCGCGCGUUGUACAGCCGAUGCAACAGUCAGCACACACGAGCAGUCAGCAUGCGAACGGGCACGUUACGACGCACAGCUCGUCGUCACAUCGAACGCAACGCAAGAAUGUCAUUAGCUGUGUAACUGUUGGUGACAGUGACGGUGAAGCCAGCCCAAGUCGCUCUCAUGCUCAUUUAUACCUGCCGCAACACCCGCAGCAUCAGCAAACCACGCAGUUAAUUAAACAUGAGCCGCAGCAACAACAUCAUGUUAGCAGUAGCUCAGGAUAUUCCUCUCAGUCACAAAAGAAGCGGCUGUUGGCGAAGGUGCAGUCCGAAUGUAACAUGGUGAACGUCGCGACGAAACUGGAACCCGGUGUCGAGUACCUUGCUCCACAUCCGUGUCACGCGCCAGCUUGCAAAGAGCCACCGACCUAUCAGGAUGACGUCUAUGACAUAUAUGACCACUGCUUGCAGUAUGUGACCACGAGUAGUGCGCAUCCUCACCUCCAAGAGCAGCAUAUUGUGUACACGACCGGCACGGACAAACGAGUGUCCUGGCCUGGGAAGCGAACCGAGUACAAGCAUGAGUACGUUCAACCACCGGCUGCUCAUUCGAGAGAACAUCAAAAGUGGGUGGUGGCCAAUCCUGUGCAUCAAUAUAGGCAGAGCCAGGUCGUAGGUACGGCAGCCCAUCCGGGCCAUACCCACAGUCAUCACGGACAUCCGGCUCAUCUAAGUCCCGGCGGCAGUGGCGGUGGUAGGAGUCCCGCCGGUGGGGCUGUGAUAGGAAGCGCCCAGCAUUUGGGACAGCCCCUCUACCAGGAAUAUGCUCACGUGCGCUCGAGAGCCCACGCGGUGCCGCCUCCUGUGUACGUUACCGCGGCACCAUCGCAGGCUGCUACCGCUAUCCAGCAACAAAUGCCCACGUAUCAAGGAUUCACACCCGGCUCGUCUCCAUUAACGUUGUAUGAUUCUAGUCGAGCGUUGCCACCGCCAGCUCAUCACAGCUCGGCCAGACCGUUACUGGCGAGUCACGCAGCACAUCCGUUGCCUGCGCAUAUGCAGCCUGCAGCCGUUUAUGGAUUGGCCCCGCUUUCGCCAGCCAAACACCAAUACCAACCUUCCAAUUUAUGGUUUACCGAGUAAAUUAUUCCUGUCGAGAGCCGUGAAUUAGAGUUGUGUACGAACAAAUAAUUAACGAGUAAAUUGUACGAUUUUCUGGGAACUUACGAGCUGCCCGUGCCAAUCAGCGAACGUCGAUCAAACGUAAUGGAGAAAGAAAAGUGUCGUGCGUAUUUUCCCCGUUUUCGUGCAGGCCUGGCCAGUAAAUGAAUCGGGUAGGGAGCGCCUGAACCGAUGCGAUUGCGAGUACGAUCAGUAGCACGAUAACACAGAUUCACGAUCGAGCGAGUUUGCCGAAAUGAGUAAAGAGCAGGAGUGUGUUAAGGCAAAAAAUUUUGACAAUCCGUCCUAUAUAUAAGCAGCGACCACUCCUUUCCGACCGUUCUCGUAGGAAACGAGACACGAGAUCACGGUCAAUAUAACUAGAUCUCUCUUUGUAUAUGUUUAUUACGUCUUUCUUAUCUUGUCCAAAACAAUUCCAUCGUCUUACCGUGACAAUUUCAUAAGGGGGAAAGAAAUCGAGGGAGAAAGACUAUCCUGCUUUGACAUGCGAUUGUACGUGAGCUGAUUUCUCACGAGAUUUAUCAUCUGGCACAUUUCUUUCUUUUUUUUCUUCAACUUCGAGUGACACGUGUAUCUUGACGUAUGCGGCAUGCUUUAAAUUUCGUAAGUUUCCAGAGACACCCCGAUGUUUUAUUACGGAAACGGUAGAGUUUAUAAGGACAUUGUACAGACCAAAAUUUUCUAUCGAAUUGUCCCGAUCUGUUUAAGGCUCAUACGUAUGGUUUCUCUCUCUCUCUCUCUCUCUAUUGUACAUAUAUAUAUAUAUACAUAUAUAUGGAACUGAUACGUGACUUAAACAGAUCGGGAACGUUAAUAUCGAUGAUAGACGAGAUACGCACGUAUAGCGGCAGUGCCGAUCCACGUGUGCGUGGAACUGUUAUUAACGAACAUCCUUCAUAUGCGAUAGUAGCAAUUUAAUUUAAAUGCGUAUGAGUCUGCAUUUCUUUAUAUGUCGCAGGACAUAUCGCGCGCGAGUAUCUUAUUUUUAAUGCUCCUUAACAAAAUCAUUUUAGCAAACUUAGGUUUUUUCCGAUUGUUGUAGUAGCGUUCCUUUUGUUCUUGCUCGUGGAAUUUUUUCUAUUACAUUAAGAAUAUCGCUAAGGGAUGUAGCGCUCUAUAAUCUUUUACGAUAUUUUAUUCAUAACGGGCACUCAAAACUAACGAGGUAGCCACAUUAUUCUUUGUAGUUUGUAGCUUGUUAUUCAAGUAUACGUUAACACACAUACUAUACAACAUACAUGUAUACACAUACAUACGUCCACACGUACAUUAUUUAGUUAUAUCGCAUAUUCCGAACUUCUUCGAGUAGGAUUAUUCAAGUAGGGUUGUCGUAAAUAUAUAGGAGCAUUCGUCAGAAAUAAGCCAGAGAUUUAGAAUCGAGUCACGAAUUUAUUAAGGUGAUUGCACGAUAUCCAAAUCGACAAAAGCUUUGACGUGCCUUUUUUGGAACAGUCUCAUUAUUUAUUAUCCGUACAUUAUUACUUUAUAUCGUCUUCAUCUUAUCAUUUUCAUCGUCAUCAUGCUCGUUAUCAUCUCCAUUGUCAUUAUCAUUGCUAACUAUCGUUGUUCUUAUGCCUAAUAUUUUGUUUUGAAUUGUAUAAAUAAUAUUAUACAGGUAGCAUGCCUUGAGCUCGUGGUUUGAAACGCGAAAUUAUAUGACCACAAUUUUGAAAAAUUCAUCAAUUGUAUAUAAGUUUAACAAUGUUUCAUUAAUAUUUCUUUUUUCAUUAAUGCUUUGCAUUUUGGCAAAAGGAAGAUAUUCGAAUCAAGUACCAUUGCACAAAUCAGUGAAAGAAAUAGAAAAAGAAAUGAACAAGUGAUAUAGUUUCUGUUUUCAAUACAGAGUAGAGUAAUUCUCCUUAAAUGCUGAGAGAGAAAUAGAAAGAGAACGCAUUCUGUGAAAGAAAUGUAUGCCAAACAGCAAUAAAGUAUCAUAAUGAGUCUUACGAUAAAGAAUUUCUCGCGGAUAUCACAAACUCGCAUAUUAUGCAUAUUUCUUUUUCCGCGUGUAUAGAUGUAAUAAUAAUGAUACGGGGGGGGGGGGGGGUUCUAUUUAUAAAUAGUUUUCAUAAAACGAAUUUUCGCAAUUACUUUUUUCUCGUUCAAUCAUGUUCUUCCUUGUUGCAUUUUCCGAAUUAUAGUCAACAUUAUACAUUAGGCUUGGUCAACUUCGAUCACCGGAGCCACAUAGUUUCUUCCUUUUCAUCCACGGAAAGUAGGGGGAAAGGGAGAAGUGUCGUGACGAAAAAGCUUAAAGUUGACCAGGCCUGUCUCACAUCAAUGGUUUUCACUCUAGUUUAUCAUUCUCAGGCGGUAUAUCAUAGACGCGGUACGCAUACACACAUACAUAGUUCUUCAGGUACCGGCGUCGUUAUACGCAACUGCUAAUACAUGUAUUUCGUGAUUUAAUGGAAUAACGCUUAUAGGCAUUGUUUCACUAAUUCUAUUAAUAUAAAUGUAUAGAAAGUUUGUAACGGUAAUAUUCGGCGUAUAUGGGAUUCAUUGCGGUAUGUUGUUUAGAGUGAUUCACGUCCAGAGUUUAAUUAGAGAUAUUUUACACGUAGAGCGAGAGUGUGGAAAAGUGCGAAAGAGUGAGUGUGAAAGAGAGAAAGAGAGGAGAAAAUUACAGAAUAUAUAGAUAUAUAAAGAUAUACAAGUGUAGCGUAGGUGUAACGGAGUUUUAAACAUGUUACCGGUAUCACUGAGAAGAGAGCCCUUUACGCGAUACAAUAAGUAAGCGACAAACGAUAUACAGCUGCAAUUUAACUAUAUAUUUAACUUAUAGAGCAGGGCCGUUACGGCUAUCGGGUCCAUGAUAGCCUCGCAAAUCUCUCGAGUGCCUUUAUAUCGAGAGGCAUCAGAUGAAUCGACGUAAUCUAACGAUGCCGAACUUUGCUUCGGCAAAAGCAACCCUAGACUUCUUCGUUUCUUCUUCUUCUUCUUCUUCUUCUUCGUUUCUACAGUUACGCAGUUUAAUCCCCUUAUACUUAGGAUCGAGCGAUUUGCCCUUUCGUAUACGCAUCAAUACGUUUGUACACGUUGUACGAGGAAACAAAAAAAAAGAAAUAUUUAACCAACUCGAUGUGCCUGUUUAACGAAUAAUCGUAUUUACACUGGGUAAUUAACUGUAACGGGAAAAAAAAGAAAAGGAUAAGUAAAGAAGGGAAGUCCGUUCUUCUUUUUCUUCGACAUAGACUGAGUGUGUUAUAACAUAACGUACGUUUCAGUGAGGCAUCGCAAUCAUCAUAAACCGUUUUGCUACGUGUUUGGUAUCCACCUCUCUCGGUCUCGGCAUAACGGUCGCGCCCAAUUGUACAUAUACAUACAUGCUUCCACGUAUGACAGUAGAGAUACUCGCGUCGCAUUAAAAAAAAAAAAAGAAAAAAGGAAAAAGAUAACUACCGUAACUGUCCUCCGCGUGAGAGUCGUGAGAGGAAAACACGAGUCAUAUCCUUAGGUUUCACCAGCGUCGGAUGUGCGUAGAACGUGCGUGCGCGCGUGUGUCGCACGUGCACACGCACGUGCACGCGCUUAGACAAGUAGUCAUACCACGCGAUAGCGAUAAGUUUUAUCCCCCAUCCAUCUCGUCACCCCGUAAUAAGUUCGCGCGCAUUAUAACUAGAUCGAUGAUGAUUUUAGUCAUGUUUUUCACGAGCAAGUUUUGACUGACGACUGAGAUUUCGAGAGAUAAUAAUAAUGAAAAGAUUGUAUGGCGUUCGAACGAUUGUAGUCAUAUUUAACGUUAUCGUUUUCGUCAGGUAUCCACGUGAGGAAGACCCACGUGGUGGUGGACAGGGUGGUGAGACAUUUUAGGUGGGUGACAUAUCGACAUAUUUUAAGGGUACAAAUCGUGUACGGACCACUUACUUAGGUCGACUUGAUUUUCGUAUUGUAUCGUACCGAGAAUGUUUGAGUUUCUGAAGUCGAUCGUCAAUCAAUGCGUGCUCUCCGAGUCAUGUUAACGCACUCAUGAUCAUUUUAACGCAUAUAUGUUACACGAUGUAAAUAAAAAAAAAACGCUCAUACCCACCACAUACACAUACACACACACACAUACACACGCACACAAUAAAUUACCUAAGUAAAAAGAAGUAGAGACGCUAUAAAACGCUGUGUGGAAAGUUAAGUAAAAGAUACCGUAACUGUAUCAAUGGUUCUAUAUAGUUGUGAUAUUUUAUUAUAACGCUGAUAGUCGUGCGCA